CACUCCUCUGCCUCGUCAGUUUGACUGUGACUUACUUGGUGUGCUUGUCUGGAUUCUGAUGACUGAACAGCAAAUGAAGUGCAGGAUAAAAGUAAUACUACAACAUUUCCCAGUGCAUGUCUAAGCUCUCUAACCAGGCAGAGCUCAAAACCACCCUCUGCUGGCAAAAAGGGGCAAAGAAAACAUCUGAGGAUCCUGGAGGAUUACACUGUAUAUGCUGCAUGUAAUCCCUCUAUGUAUUGAAAGGGCUCUGGCAUUUUCUGUGAGAGUGGGUAUCCAUUUGAUAAAUUCUUCACCGCUCCUACUACUGAAAGCAUAUCAUCAAAGAUGACUUUGUAGCUACUGAGUGCACACAGAAUAGAAGAAAAGCAACAUCAGGCAUGGAGGCUUUAAAUUCUUCCAGUAGAGUGACUUCAGCUUCACCCCCCACCUCCACUACUCCCUCAUGUUCAUGCUACCUGCAGUUCUUCUGUGAAUACCAGGACAAAUCUGUCAUUGAAAAGCAUUACAACUACACUGAGAAGCUGAGCAACCGUGAUAGGCUCAAACCUGAAAGCAUUGCCUUACUGGUGGUGUGUGUCCUCAUCAUCCUGGAGAACACUGUGGUUCUGCUUGCCAUUUGGAGGAAUAAAAAGUUCCACCUGCCCAUGUAUUACCUGCUGGGAAACCUGACUCUGUCAGACUUGCUGGCUGGUAUUGCCUACAUGGUCAAUAUCCUCCUAUCGGGAAAAAAUACUUUAAAACUGACACCAGUGAUGUGGUUCCUCCGGGAGGGAGGGGUCUUUAUCACUCUGGCUGCCUCUAUAAUUAGUCUACUAGCCAUUGCGAUUGAACGCCAUGUCACUAUGGUGACCAUGAGGCCGUAUCAUGGGGCAAAGCGGGGACGCAUGUUGGCACUAAUUGGUGCGAGCUGGGCCGUGGCAGGGUUUUUGGGAAUCCUCCCAAUAUUGGGAUGGAACUGCAUCCGCAGACUGGACCAGUGUUCAACAGUGCUCCCGCUUUAUGCCAAAAGCUACAUUCUGUGCUGUGUGUCUGUUUUCAGCGCUGUGCUCUUGGCCAUCGUGGUGCUUUAUGUGCGUGUUUUCCGCAUCGUCCGCACCAACACACAGCGCCAGCGGCUCGGCUUGUCAGGCAGCAUAAGGAAGGGCUUAGCCAGGAAGUCAGAGAAGUACAUUGCUCUCCUCAAGACAGUCACCAUUGUCUUGGGAGUCUUCAUCGCUUGUUGGCUGCCCCUUUUCAUUCUCCUCCUGAUAGAUUUUUCCUGCCCCAUCCGUGGAUGCUCUGUGCUCUACAAGGCUGAGUACUUCCUGGGAGUAGCUAUUAUCAACUCGCUCCUCAACCCCAUCAUCUACACACUGACCAGUAAGGACAUGAGGAGGGCCAUUCUGAGGCUCCUCUGUCGGCCGUGUCUAAUGACGUCGGAUGGGCAGGUGAAGAAGAUUGGGAUGCCAUUCCUGGAGUGCAGUUUCAGUAAAACUGAGGUGGCCUCCCAGAAGUUAGAACCGGGUCUGGAGACCACCAUUUCGUCUGGAAAUGUCAUCACCACUCCAUCUACAAUUAAAGCCCUAUACCCCAAACUUUUCAAGUCAUAAAGACUUUGACUGACUGUGUCCAAAAUGUGUAAAUGGGUUUCCCGCUCAAUAGAGGAUAUGUAGCACAUACACUAUUGAGAAACAGUUCUGUGGUUUUUUUUUUCAAAGAGACAAAGAAAGGGGGGCGUAUGAAAGACGAUGACUCACCUUUGACAGUGUGGCGCAGUUAUGGCAAUAUAACUGAAUCACCGAAUUUCAUUUUGAUGAAGCAUACCAAACCAGAGAGCAAAGGAUGUAUUUCAAAUGUGAACACGCAAUGGUUUUUAUGUAUAUGAUGCUAGCAAUAUGUCUCCUUUAUUAAUUUGCACUGACAUAUGCAACCUUGGACUCAAUUAUUUUCCUGGGCUUCUGUAUUUUGUGUGAAGCUUAGAAGGAUGCUUCUGUAAACUCAAAGAGUGAAAGACUGAAAACUAUGUACUUGCUGGAAUAAUAUGGAGGCUAACGUUUCUCCUCUUGCAGUUUCUUAAGUGCCUUAAAGUCAGAAUUAAAACUCCUAACAGUUACAGUGUGUAAUCUGCAGACACCUGGAUUUCGCUGGUUCGAAGACUGAUCGUGUGCUAGAUUUGCACGCGUAGAUGUUUGGUUACACAUAUCUGUGUAUGUGAUGCAAAGGAAUUAAGUUGACAGGAAAGAGGUGGCACCCUUCUUGAAAUUACUGAAUGCUGAAUGCAAAUAAAGUAUGUGGGAGAGGAGGUGCGGAAUUAAAACCCCCUGACAGUUUUGAAAUGACAGAUGGUUAACCUAUCUGCGGUAGACGUGGAAAGUUGUUGGGGUCGUGUCCAGUUUUUUUGAAAUGUCAGCCUGACAUCUGCAGUAAAAACUGCUGCAUUUACAAAAUGUCAGCAUACUUAGCAUGGGAUUAACUGAAAGAUAAUGUUACAAGUAAUGUUUACUUUCCACUGGCUGACAGCUUAACUCCAACUGAAACCAAAUCAGCUGCAGUUGCAUCAUGUCAAGGCUUUACAUUGCAGCUUGUGAAGAAGACAACCUUAGGAAAACGUUCAUUCAGCUGCAUCACAAUUUUUAUGGAUUAAAAUAUUUCUGCCUUUGUAAGUUACAGAUCAUUCUAAUCUGGUAUAAAUUUACCGAGCAAUUGUUUCAGUGCUUCCUUUCAUCGUUCAUCAAGUUAACAGAACAUUUCAGUUAAAGGUACUGAAUGAUUUUUUUUCUUACGUCAUUCAAGACUUUAAUUGAUUAAAUGAGGUUGUGGGUUUUUUGUACUAAAAUGUAUGUAGUGAACUUGAUGUAUUUGUGAGCAUAUUUUAUAUAUCUCUAUUGUAAAUUAUAUAUAUAUUUUGUAACAAGAAAACGUUAGCAAAAUUUGUGUUUCUUUUCA
Messenger RNA from Maylandia zebra (zebra mbuna), 2928 nucleotides. RefSeq names its product sphingosine-1-phosphate receptor 5b (gene s1pr5b). Gene Ontology annotation, biological process: G protein-coupled receptor signaling pathway. NCBI's taxonomy places the organism in Eukaryota, Metazoa, Chordata, Actinopteri, Cichliformes, Cichlidae. Gene Ontology annotation, cellular component: membrane. Gene Ontology annotation, molecular function: sphingosine-1-phosphate receptor activity. The record is from RefSeq and is a predicted model, not a curated record.